AUGGCUAACAUGGGAAAGACGUUCAGCUCAAUUUUUGUAGUCUUGCUCCUGAAGCUUCCUCUUCUUUUGUGCAAUUCUACUGAAAGCAUGUGCUUUUGGAGAGUAAAAUUCAAUGAAAACAGUGAUGGGGACUUGCCACAGGACUGUGCUUUUCUCCUUUACACAGCUGAGGAACCUGCACCAAAAGACUUUUUCAAGUAUCUCCUUGAAGUACGUUUGCCUCCCAAAAUAUACCAGUAUGUUCUAUCAUUGUAUUUUGCUAUGGAUGAGAUCAAUAGUAACCCGUACCUUUUACCCAAUGUGUCUCUGGGUAUUGCAUAUUUUGAAGGUAAAUGCAAGGGUUAUUUAUCAUUAUUCACUCAUCUAAAUAUAGUGACAAAAUAUCUUUACCCUCUUCCUAAUUACAUCUGUGAUGUGAGUGCCUGUGUGAUGGCACUUACGGGCCCACUGUGGAGAACAUCUGCCCAAGUGGCAUCAAUCCUACAGAUCAACCUUAUCCCACAGAUUACCUAUGGACCAUUCCACCCUCUCCUGAAUGACCAAGACAAGUUUCCUAAUCUGCAUCAAAUUGCCUCCAAAGACAGAUUCCUGUCUGAAGCCAUGGUAUCCUUGUUGAUACAUUUCAGCUGGAUGUGGGUGGGACUGGUCAUCCAAGAUGAUGACCAAGGUAGACAAUUUCUCUUAGACGUAAGAGAAGAAAUGCAAAGAAAUGGAGUCUGUGUAGCCUUUGUAAAUAUGAUCCCAGAGAACAUGCAGUUAUUCAUGACAAGGGUUGAGAAAUAUUACCACCAAAUCAUUACAUCAUCAGCAAAUGUUGUAAUCAUUUAUGGGGAAGUGAACUCUACUCUAGAAGUGAGUUUUAAACACUGGGAAUAUUUAGGCACACAGAAAACCUGGGUCAGCACCUCACAAUGGGAUGACAUCACAAGGGAGAGUGACUUCAGCCCUACUGCAUUCCACAGGACUUUCACUUUUUCACAACAUCAUGGAGGUAUUUCUGCUCUUCCUAAUUUCUUGGACAGAAUGAAGUUCUCUAAGGACACACAUUAUUUUUCUCCUGAAAGACUGGGGUGGAUGUACACCAACUGUUCAAUAUUGAAAUCUAACUGUAAAACACAGAGUCAUUGUACAUUCAAUAACACAUGGGAAUUGGUAGCAUGGCACAGAUUUGACAUGGCCAUAAAUGAUGAGUGUUACAAUAUAUAUAAUGCUGUAUAUGCUGUGGCCCAUGCCCUCCAUGAAAUGCUUCUUCAAGAAAUAGAUUUUCUGCAAAGGAAAAAUGUGAGCGCACUAAUGAAUGAGUGCAUUCAGAUACAUGCUUUCCUUAAGAACAUGCACUUUUCUAAUCCUAUUGGAGACAAAGUGAACAUUAAUGAGAAAACAAAAACAGAUGCAGAGUAUGACAUCCACAUAAUUUGGAAUUUUCUACAAGGUCUUGGAAUGAAGGUGAAAAUAGGGCAUUUUUCCCCAUAUUUUCCACAAGGUCAAAAACUGUAUUUAUCUGAGGACAUGAUUCAAUGGGCUACAGUGAGUAGGCAGAUACCCCCUUCUGUAUGCAGUGUGAGCUGUGCUCCUGGAUUUAAAAAAUCCCACUCAGAAGGAAAAGCAUCCUGCUGUUUUGAUUGUUCCCCCUGUCCUGAAAAUGAGAUUUCAAAUGCUACAGGUAACCUCAAGCUGUGGGGGAAAUGUCUAUACAGACUUACUGUCUUCUCUCACCCGAAAGGGACG
Messenger RNA from Psammomys obesus (fat sand rat), 1728 nucleotides. Its product is annotated as vomeronasal type-2 receptor 116-like. Lineage: Eukaryota; Metazoa; Chordata; Mammalia; Rodentia; Muridae. Gene Ontology annotation, molecular function: G protein-coupled receptor activity. The record is from RefSeq and is a predicted model, not a curated record. The transcript has 5 exons. Gene Ontology annotation, cellular component: membrane. Gene Ontology annotation, biological process: G protein-coupled receptor signaling pathway. The annotation marks the transcript as partial.